AUGGAGCUCUUUGGUUCAGCCGAACCAAAGGGACUGCUGUACAACCUAUUCACAAUAUCCUGUACAGCAGCCGAACGGCUCAGCCAAGCCGAACCACAUGCGUUCGGCACGGCUGAGCCAAAGACACAGCCGAAGCGGGAAGAACGGUUUGACAAGCUCACAUGGACCCCAGGACACUUUCAUAGCAAGCAAAAGAUGAAUAUUAAAUGUUCGAAACAGUCUGAAGUUUCCCCAGUGCUGACUUCCUUUACCUUUGGCUUGGCACUCCUUUUGUGUUCUGCUGCCUUUUACAAUUCCUACCAAACCAAACCCGUUGGAUGCUGUUGUGGCAGAUGUGAGCUGGCAACGUGCAGAGCAAACCACACUUUGUCCGGUUACAAGCCAGAGAUUGUCGCCCAGAAAGGAAUCCGAAAUCUACAAACCCUAGAGCCGGAGAUUACCUCUGUCUUUGUUCCCCCCUUCAUCCCCAAAGAGGAAACGGCGACAACAUCUGCUCAGAACAACUUCCAGCGGCUUCCCAGGCGGCGCUCGUUCCGCAAGAAGAAGGAAAAGCCCAAGUUUGAGGUCGGCUCCGCCAAUGGUGGGAGCGAGACCACCACAGAGGAGAUCAGCGUGCCCAAAGACAUCGAUCUGAUAGGGUUGCCGCAGCUCUGCUUUCCAGGGGGGCUGCCCAUAACCUCGGAACCUAAAGAAGACACUUUCCACUUCCUGGUGUUCACAGAUGUUUUGGGGAACAGAACGUACGGCGCCGUGGCUCAGUUCUCCAGGUCCAUUCAGGAUACGUUGGGGUUGUCCAAUGGGCAGGCUUACUGGGAUUCAUCCUCAAGUCACAUCAAGACCUACGAUACCUACACGUCCUUUGCCCUGUGUGUGAUAUCCAGAUAUCCUUACUACACCGCCCUGAAGGAUUGUCUCUCAUGCUUUCUGGUGCAGCUGAAAUCGUGCAAAGAGUCCGACCUGGACGAGCGAAUAAAGGAAUUUGCCGCCAAGCUGUCUCUAAUACCGAAUCCGCCCCCGGGACCCCUCCACCUGGUAUUCAACAUGAAGCCGCUUCAGAUCUUUUUCCCAUCCCGUGAGGACCCCGAGAGUCCCAUCAUUGAUUUGGAUCUUCACCUUCCGUUCCUCUGCUUCACCCCUAAGCAGGUCUUACAGAUCAUGGCUUGUAUCCUGACCGAGUGCAGCAUCGUCUUCUUCUCUUCGGACUGGGCCUUGCUGACGCUUGUCGCCGAGUGUUUCAUGGUCUACCUCCACCCCAUCAAGUGGCAGCACACGUUUGUGCCCAUCUUAUCCCGACAUAUGCUGGACUUUAUCAUGGCGCCAACUUCGUUCCUUAUGGGCUGUCACGUGGAUCACUACAAUGAAGUGCGCAAGGAAGCUGAAGAUUUGGUCCUAAUUAACAUUGAUCAUGGGAACAUCUCCUUCAUCGUAAAUGAAGACGAGGAGGAGAUCGAUGCAGCAGAUAUUCCUGUAGAAGCCGCUGAGAUGUUCAUGUGCAGAGUGGAAAGCCUUCAGCUGCACUAUGACCGGGAGCUGUGUCAUCGCUCCGCACCCAUUGACAUCGGAGAAGUGAGACUCCGGAGGCGGCUCUGGCAGCAUAAUCUGAAUACAGAGAUACAGGAGAUUGCUCUGCAGCUGAUUGUGGAUAUAUUCCGCUGGAAGAGGGCACCGAGUCAUCCUCCUCCCAACUCACUUCGGCACAACGCCAGGUACAAUACCUCAUGGACCGGGUUGACGACCUUGAAAACUGGUCAAGGUUUCCCUGCUCCCUGCAAGGUCAAGCGGGCACAUCGAGUGGGCCCCCUUAACACCGAACGCAAGACGCCUAGGCCGGUCAUUGUGCGUUUCCUAGAUUAUACUGACCGUCUAGCAGCUCUCCAAGCCUAUCGCGCUAAGAAGGAGCUACACCUGGAAGAGAAACGCCUUCUCAUCUUUGCGGAUUACUCAGCCGAA
Molecule: messenger RNA, 1950 nt
Organism: Nanorana parkeri
Lineage: Eukaryota; Metazoa; Chordata; Amphibia; Anura; Dicroglossidae
Product: DENN domain-containing protein 3-like
Exons: 13
Biological process (GO): regulation of Rab protein signal transduction
Cellular component (GO): cytoplasmic vesicle
Source: RefSeq, a predicted model, not a curated record